Molecule: messenger RNA, 5325 nt
Organism: Oryzias latipes (Japanese medaka)
Lineage: Eukaryota; Metazoa; Chordata; Actinopteri; Beloniformes; Adrianichthyidae
Molecular function (GO): DNA-binding transcription factor activity, RNA polymerase II-specific; RNA polymerase II cis-regulatory region sequence-specific DNA binding
Source: RefSeq, a predicted model, not a curated record
AGAUCAAUCAAAUAAUACGCGAGUCUCGCGAACUAUCCGUCAGCCCUGCAUAUGAGCAUCUUUCAUUAUUCUGAUUAACGGCCCUGAAGGCGGCACCGCGAGGAAGCGCAGCGACGCCGAGAAGAAUCAUCAGUGGAGGUCAGACCACCAGCGGCCACGGGCACGCGCCGCCGCGCGUUCAUGGAGGAGGACUGCCAGAAGCCUCGCUCGGUGUGCGCAUGCGCUCCCUCAAGCACCCCGCGCUUUCUGCAGCCGCAGCUGAAACUCGGUCCGGCGCUGUUCCUCCUGGCAGAGCAUCGCGUCUGUUCAGCACAGAGCAGCUUCCCCGGAGAGCCUGCGCCCCGCACGGCCAGAUGUCAGCCGAGCUGCCUCAUCCUCCCCGUCUUUGUGGAUCCUCUGCGGCUGGACACAGCCCCGCUCCUGUGGCUGGAAGGAAGCUCCCGUCUUCUCCUGCAGGCCUGCCCUCACCUCAGAGAUGCUUGGCUUACAGGGAAGCUCCUCCUCUCCUAAGGUGUACCGCUGUGUGGCGUGCUCAGCCACCUUCAGUGGGCUGGCCUCUCUGUUAGUGCAUCAAGCAACCCACGCAAAUACCCUCCACAAGGCGUCCGCCCCGCCUGCCGACCAGCACCAAGCUCCCUUUCAAAGCACGGACUCGGCCAGCGAGCGCCUCGCUCCGCCUGCUGUCCAGCCCGAGAGCCCUUCAUCUUCUUUUUAUAUUUGUGACUGUGGAGAGGAGUUUCAGGACUUUGAUCUCAUGCUGGAGCACAAACGCUCCCAUGCCUCUCAAAUGCAGCUGAUGCAGCCUUCAGAAGACGCACGUGUCCAGGAGGUUUUGCCCGCGCCCGAUGAGUCAUUUGCCCCCGUGAGCCAAACAGGCUUGGUCCUUAGCUGCCCCUCUACUUCCAUAUCCCCCGAUGCUGAAGGGCCCACAUUAAAUACCUAUAAAGGUGAUGUGGCCUUGGAGGAGGAUGUUGCCAUGGUGACGCCUCCUCAAGGCCAGUGUUUAACCCCUGAAGAUGUCAAAGAGGAACGACUGGAGAAUGUCAGCAUCUCCUUUGAGCGAAUGCCAGAUGCUGCAGAGGACGGCUUCCAGGAGAAGGCCGGUCAAUCAGACUUCAGUGAAAAGGGCGGCCAUUUACCUAAAACCGAUGUACUAAUGAAACUGCUGGCUUCAGCUUACACCAACCGCUUCCCACCUCCACCGUCACCAACAGAUAGUCAAAGCAACACAGAUGUUUCACUCAAAGAAGAAGAUGUGCCAGUUGACAUAAUGCCCCUGGAGAAAGCAGAUGUGUCCCAGGGGCAUGACCUCUCCAUCGCCCAACUGAAGCGACUGCUGACGAAGCCUGGAGUAAAGACCAAAUGCCCCUCCAUUAGCACUGUUCUAAGCCUGAGUAGGAAGAGAAUUGUGUCUCUAACAAAGACUUUUUCCCCCGUUGUGAUCCUAGAGACCCGGCAGAAGCUCAUGGAUUCCUUUAACAAAGGCACAUACGGUAGAUACCAAUGCGGGCGCUGCCGCAGAGUCUUUCAUAACAUCGACCGAUUGACCGAGCACCACUUCUUGCACAAAAAAGAGCGCAUUAAAUGCUGCCGUCGCUGCAAACAGCUGAUUAUCGGGCGCCUGCCUUUGCCUAAGAAUCACGUCUGCCCUCAGAUGGCAAACAGAAGCAACCAGGGCUCAGGCUCUGUAAAACCUAAGUUCCCCUUUGCUCCUAGAAAGGUGCCGCUCCACAAUCUAAACAACACAAAGAAAGUUUUCUACUGUCCGCUGUGCAAACACAGCUAUGCCCGCAGGUGGAACCUCAAAACGCACCGUUGUCAUGCCGACGCGUCAGCCGUGUCCAGGCUGGGUAAUCCCUUCCACGGAAGGCUCGCGCUGAGGCCGGACGAAAACAGCGAACUGUUCACACAUGAAAAUCAAAACGGAUAUUCGGAUUUCAGGAACAUUGGUGUCGGAACCGAGCUCAUGGACCGCGUCAAGGUUGAGGUCCCGUCUCCAGCUGUCAAGCAGUCGGACGUUUCACAGACGGCCUGGACUCCUCCGGCAAAGUGCUUCUCCCCAUUCUCGAACAAAUCCUCCAUGAGGGACGACAGCCUGUCCCUGUCUUUACUGCAGGAGGGAGCAGAGUUGAGCUGGGGGACAGACGCUUUAGUCAGCGAAGGGAGUAACGAAGGAAGGUGGGCAGUGCCAGGGGAUGAGGGGAUUCUGGCCUUUUCCUCUGCAGAUAAAGCCAGCGAUGACGAGGAUGCUAUGGCGUCCGGCUCAGCUGAACAGGCAGACGGGGUGUCCCAGGGCUUGCACUAUUUUGUCAGUGAUGGUGUGAGGCGGUACCCGUGUAACAGGUGUCACAAGACAUACAGUCGAGCCACCACCCUGAAGCGGCACCUGCGGCUGUGUGGGUUCAGGCCCGGUGCGUUCAGGGUCGUCCCGCAGGCUGACGGUCACAGUUCUGUUGUGCCACACGUCAGCAGCGUCAAAUUGUUCCCCUGUUUUGUUUGUGGAAAAACCUUCAACCGCAAGGAUAACAUGAUGGUUCACAGGAAAAGAUGCCAGUUGCAGCGAACUUUGCAGGAUGUGGAUAGCGGGGCGGUGCCGCACAGUUUGCCAGGCGGCGCAGGAACAGACCGUCCGCCCCAGGAGGACGAGGCGGGAAACUGGGGCAUCAUGGGCCUGCCGUCUGUUCUUCCAAGGAGGGUGACAUGUGAGUGUGGGGCCAGCUUCACAUCUCCAAAGCUUCUGGUGGAGCAUCUGCAGAAGCACGCCCAGGAGACGUACACAUGCCCAACUUGCGGAGAGACUGUUAAUUCUUGGGCUGACUAUGAAGUUCACCUGCAGAUCCACAUGCAGUCUCAUCACCAGCUCCUGAAGGGAGUGCAGCCCCCACGGACCCACCCUCUUCUGCUCCGAUUUCAGCCCCAGCCAGCGGAGCGUCACCCACUGAAACACCCACAGCAGCUCCUAAAUCCUGGGAAAAAGCAGCGCAUCGUUUGCUCCAGAUGCGGAAACAGUUUUGCGACUCGCUGUUCCCUCCGAAGGCACAUAUCCUGGAAUCGCUGCAAAGGCGUGCGGGCCACAAAUCCCCCCACACCCAAGACCUUCCGCUGCUCACACUGCAACUCUGACUUCCCAAACACCAUCAGCCUCCUCUUUCACCAGCGGAGCGGAGCCUGCAAACCCGCCAUCAAGCCGGUCCGCUGCCCCGUUUGCCUCCGCUGGUUUGGGACUGUGGAGAGUCUGCAGAAGCACCUGCUCACCCACAAGCAGUCCGAGUCGUACCGCUGUGACGUGUGUCAGGGCACGUACCCCAACCUCAAGUCCCUGAAGAACCACCGGCGGAGGAUCCAUCGCAUCAUGGCAGGAGACACGAGGCCCAAAACUCCAGAUCUGCUGCCCUCCCUUCCCUGCCUGAUGAUGAAGAGAGGGAGUCAGAUCCUGCAGAACAUCCUGAGCAGCAGCCCCAGCACAGACCAGAUGAACGCCGGACACUUUUGCUUCAGCUGUGAGCAGAUUUUUGGGAGUCGGAAGGUUCUGGAGGAGCAUGUGUGUUCCUCCGCCAGUUUUAUCUGCUCCUGUGGAACAGAGUUCAAGGAAUACAACGCUAUGAAGCAGCACAGCUCAACACACGAACCGGGUCACCAGGUGCUGGACCAUGAAACCAUAAAGAAGCGAAGAAUUGAGAAGGUGCUAGAAGAACAGGAAAAGAUUAAAAAACUACAGCAAGCCGAGAUUCUGAAGACAUCUAAUGUGAGAAGAGUUCCACCGGUGUCGUUGCAGAGGAAGACGGUUCUGCCAACACCCGGUGCUUCAGCUCUAAUGCCACAAAGGCCCGGGCAGUUUUCACAAGUGCCUAAGGUGUGUCCUCCGCUGUCACAACUGUCAUCAGUCACAAAGCCCUCUGCCAAAAAUGUACAAAGCGUCUUUGGGGGCGCCGGCGCACCAACUGUGGACCUAUGGACACUUUAUCAACCAGUUGUGUUGAUAAAAAGAACUGAUGUUUUGAACAGGAAAAAGCCAUACACCUGUGGAAAAUGUGGGCAGAGCUUCCUAUCAAAGGCUUCUCUCGUCUCCCACCACAACUUGCACGUUACAGAUAAAGUCUCGGGGUGUGUGGGAUGUGGGUUGCUGCUCUCCAGUAAGAAGUUAGUGCCACGCUUCCAUGCUUGUAAAGCCACAAACAAUCAGACCAAAUUCCGACUCGUCACGGCAAAACCGCUAGAUUUCAAGCUGCCGAGUGGACCUGCAGUACUCUGGAAUGCAGUUCAUCAAAAACCUCUGAUCAAUCUGCAGUUGGAGAACAAAAGUCCUUUUCUAGCUGUUAAAGGUGGCCUAGCACCUAACGUCUCCUCCAUCUCAGCCCUGAAAACUCAGAACAUCCAGACGUACAGGAAAGUACUGCAGUCAAACAACCAGCCCACUGCAUCCAAACCCACUGGCUUUUUAUUGCCGGCAAAGAGCCAAAGCCUCAAGCUAACCAAUAGAAACUCUGCUUCUGAUAUUUUCAGCACUGCUGAAGACUCGUCUGCCCUGAAUGACUUCCAGUGCAGGGUCUGCAGUAUUCUAUUUCAAACCCCUCAGCUGCUUCAGAGGCACAAGUGUGUCAAGGCCCAGGAGUUUAUGGCACGGCACAUGAAAGAGGCCAAACUUCCACCCAAAUCUUGCAGCGGAACACCCGCGACGACCAAUUUUGCUCACAUGAACGGUGAGAGAAAGCUAGGACUUCAGGCAAACCAACUCAGGGCUGUGAGUCUGGAGAAGGGUGUUCCGGGAAUCGGGGAGUUGGCCGGCGAUGCCGACGAUGACUGUUACAUUGUUGAAGCCGGAUCCGCCAACCCCGCUGAGGUUAUUUACCAAGUCACGUCGUCUGUCCCCAUCAAGACUUAACGAAGCCCUUUCUGCGUCUCUUUUCACCUAAUGGACCAAAUGUUUCCUCUGAUGAUCAGAAACCUUCAGUGAGCAAGAACACUGUGCUUCCUGGACUGUGUUUACCCCCCCCCCCCCCCCCCCCCUUUAUAUAAGUUAAGUUAAUAAAGUAUGUGUGCAAACAUGUAUGUUUGUUGUUGAAGCAAAACAUUCAGUCACACUUUGAGAGGUUUCAAAUGAUUGAUUUUAAAGAAGAGGAAGAUGUUCAUCAGUUUUAUUCUGAUAUGUAUAAAUACAUCUGUUCAUCGUUUACCAUAGAUAAUGUAUUAUAAUAGUCCUGGUUUUGUGUUUUUAGUACGAUUGAAAAUGUAAAUCUGUGGCAAUUAGGCUCCAACUUUGUUUGUUCUUACCAGCUUUACUGGAUUCAUGACAUUUCUGAAACAUUAAAGUAUAUUUUAAAGACU